This is a messenger RNA of Stylonychia lemnae, 1536 nucleotides long. The record is from the annotation of a GenBank genome assembly. Lineage: Eukaryota; Ciliophora; Spirotrichea; Sporadotrichida; Oxytrichidae.
AUGGGAAACAAAGCCCCUCGUUAUAACAAACCAAUCGGAGUAGAUUCUGAGUGUCCUAUUUGUGGAAUGACAUUUAAUAGAGGCUUGACUCACGGAUAUGUCAAUGGUCAUAUUGAUCAAUGUAUGACUAAUCCAACAAAAGGCAAAGAAGAGUAAAAGAGAAGAAAAAUUUAAAAGGAAUACAAUCACCAAGAAGGAGGGUUGAAAAUCAUUGUCUAGAGGGACGACUUUGGAGAGUAAAAAAUAGUCACUGUCAAAGAUCAAUCAACUUUACUGACCGCUGAUAUAGUGCUUUAAAUCUAAUAGAAAAGCGAGGAAGAGAUAAAGAAGUCCUCUACUAGAGAUAAAGUGAUUUGGUUCAAUAACAAAAUAGAUAAAAAUACUCUCGAUUUCACAGCAGGUUUUAAUGAAAUCAUCAUCAAUCGUGAAAAUCUGAUAUAGGACUCCAUGAAAUAUUUUCUUGACAUUAAUGAUCUCAGAAAAGAGCUAAAAGUUACCUUUAACAACGAGCUAUCGAAAGAUGCAGGAGGCUUAUCUAGAGAAUUUUUUACGACACUUAUGAAGGAACUUCUAAGUCCAAAUCUAGGUUUAUUCACAGUAGCAACCACAACUGAGUUUUCAUAUAAAAUCAAUGAAGACUCUAAAUAUAUUGAUAAUUAUCUCACCCUUUACUACUUUUUUGGAAAGAUAUUAGGAAAAGCUUUAUUUGAUCAUAUCCCACUAAAUGUCUGCCUCAACAAGGCUCUUUUUAAAGCAAUUGUUGGUGAAGUUACUGAAAAUGAAUAUGAUAAUUUAGACGAGUUCAAGAAUAUCGAUUACAAUGUCUACAACAGCUUGAAGUUUUUUAGAGAUAACGAUUUGUCUGCAUUUGAAGAUGUUAUAGAGUAAUAUUUUACAACAGAUAUUCACUCUAAUAUUACUGAUAACAUAAAUAAUGGAGAGAAUACAAUUGAACUUAUUCCUGGAGGGUCUAAAAUUCGAGUAAACAAUACAAAUAAAGAACUUUUUAUCAAGAAAAAAUGCCAUUAUAUCGGAUAUUUGUCUGUAGAAUAAUAGAUCCAAUCAAUUCUAGAAGGAUUCCAUAAAGUUAUUCCUAAAAGUUGGGUUAGUAUAUUUUCAUCUGAUGAACUCGAGGCUGCGAUUUGUGGAAAUCCAAGAAUAGAUCUUGAAGAUUGGAAAGCUAAUACAGAAUACAAAGACUUUGGUAGAUGGAGCUAAACUGUUAAUAGAUUCUGGUCUGUUAUGGGAACUUACAAUCAAGUUGAGCUAGCUAAUAUCCUAUAAUUUUGCACUGGGACAUCUAGAGUUCCACUUGGCGGAUUCAGAUCGCUAGAAAGUAAUAGAGGGGAAAAAGCCAAAUUUUGCAUUUAAAAAGUUUCUUAUACACCAUUUAAAGGUUCUAUGGGAAAUCUACCUAGAGCUCACACUUGCUUUAAUAGACUUGAUUUACCUAGGUACCCAACUUAUAAUCAUCUAAAAGAAGCAAUGGACUAUAUAGCUAAGAAUGAAAUUAGAGGCUUCGGUAUAGAGGAGUGA